AUGGCAGGUGGUGUUGAUCAAGCUGUCCCUUCUGUUGUGUCUAAAACUGCCAUUGACAGGAGCCAAGAACCUGACAAAACUAACCACCACAAAUCUGGUAUUGAGGCCUUACUGAUGGCACAGAAAAUACCAAAGGCAGUCACACCGGUUUCUUCUGCUUCCGACAGGGAAUCCAUUAGACGGCCUCGAGGAAGACCAGCAGGCUCCAAAAAUAAGCCCAAACCACCCAUCAUUGUUACCCGUGAAUGUGCAAAUGCACUUCGGGCACAUGCCAUGGAAGUGAGCUCAGGUUGUGAUGUGAGUGAGAGCUUAGCCAACUUUGCCAGGAGGAAGCAACGAGGCAUUUGCAUACUCAGUGGCAGUGGAUGUGUAACCAAUGUCACACUUAGGCAACCAGCCUCAUCUGGUGCCAUCGUAACUCUCCAUGGCAGGUUUGAGAUUCUCUCCUUGCUGGGUUCGAUCCUGCCUCCUCCAGCCCCGCCUGGGAUUACAGGACUGACCAUCUACUUGGCCGGGGCUCAAGGCCAGGUUGUGGGUGGAUGCGUUGUUGGCUCGCUCAUUGCCUCGGGCCCUGUUGUGAUCAUGGCUGCAUCGUUCAUGAACGCCACAUUUGAUCGCUUACCGUUGGAUGAGGAUGAAGUAGCUGCAGCCCUGCAGAAUCAGCACUAUCAAAAUGGUCGUCAUCAUCCCUUAGAUGUCUCAGAUUUAUAUGGGAUGCCUCAGAACUUGCUCACCAGUGGUAAUAUGUCUCCUGAGGUCUUCUCCUGGGCUUCAUGCCGAACCAUGUCAAAGACUCAAGUUUGAUUUGGAGAAUUUCCCAUGUCUCUUUACUGAUGGUGUUUUUAUUCUGUGUUGUUCUCUGUUAUCUGUUCAGCAAUAUAUAAAGCUUUCUGAGUAGAUUUUCUAGCUUCACUUAUUAGAUAAUACCUCUUAUACUACCACUUUCAUUGUAUUAAACAAGUGUGAAUCUAAAGAUUUAAUAUUCUUCUUUAAUACUUUGAACACCUUUAAAAUAGAUAUUAAAAUUUAGGACGAAACUAUGUAAAAUUUCUUUAUAUUAACAAAGUAUAUUGUGAAUCUGAAUUUACAAUUUAUAAA
This is a messenger RNA of Cannabis sativa, 1098 nucleotides long. Its product is annotated as AT-hook motif nuclear-localized protein 16. The record is from RefSeq and is a predicted model, not a curated record. Gene Ontology annotation, molecular function: minor groove of adenine-thymine-rich DNA binding; DNA-binding transcription factor activity. Gene Ontology annotation, cellular component: nucleus. NCBI's taxonomy places the organism in Eukaryota, Viridiplantae, Streptophyta, Magnoliopsida, Rosales, Cannabaceae. Gene Ontology annotation, biological process: vegetative to reproductive phase transition of meristem. The transcript has a single exon. Bases 1 to 804 code for a protein of 267 amino acids.